Fusarium musae is the source of this 456-nucleotide messenger RNA. RefSeq lists its product as uncharacterized. The transcript is spliced from 3 exons. The coding region runs from base 1 to 456 and encodes 151 amino acids. NCBI's taxonomy places the organism in Eukaryota, Fungi, Ascomycota, Sordariomycetes, Hypocreales, Nectriaceae. The record is from RefSeq and is a predicted model, not a curated record.
AUGUCUCAAGGACCUCGUGAUAACCUGUUAGAGCCUUUGAUCAGAGCCGAGUUGCUCACUCAGAAACUUCAGUUGUGUCUCUAUAUCUCUACUACAAGCAAUGCCACGUCUGUCUUUCUAGUAGACGCAGACGGCUUCCCAGGGAGCGACAAUUUGUCUACAGCCCUGGCCGAGCAUUGCCAUAUGGGACUCGACAAACUGGUGGAAACACAUGGAGCUUUCUACAGUAUCUACAUGAAGACCAAAUCCAUGAUACAGGACACGGGAACGUUGAACGCACUUCAAAGUACAUUUGGCGUUCCCGGCGAGAAAGCAUCUUUCGAUAGGCAUCUCAGGAAGCUCACAAACGCAACGGAAGUAUGCAGAACACAAUGCGAUGAACUUGACAAAAGUCUUCAAGCCUGGCGUGCUUCAGUCGACGAGUUUAGUCGUCGUAUCAGCAAGACCAAGGGUUAG